AUGGCCGAAGACGAAGAGCGCCCUGAGAAGCGUCAACGUCUGACCCCCAACGACUGGGAGUCAAAAAUCCUUGGUUCUGGCGACUACAGCGAAGUUCUUCCUCACAAUGAAGUGCCAUUUGUGAACAGACACAGCGAGCUCUUCGACCUUUUCCAUGUGAACGAGAAAAACUGGGGUACUGCCUGGCAGCAAGAACUGACACAGGCACAGAGUGCUGCUAUGCAACAUUUUGAUUUGCGGAGCUGCACAACUUUGAGCCACGUCGUUUACAAGCUUUAUGGCCGCACGGAAGGAGGACCAGAAACUGUCAAGAUUGCCGAGUGGAUUUUUAAUAAAGUUGUGGAGUGCAACACUCCGCUGUUUGUCCAUUUCGAUGAGGUCGGCUCCCUUGGAGCAAAUGUCAGAGAUUUGCGUGAUGCUGUGCAGCAGACUUGGCAUCCCAUGCUUCAGUGUGGAGGCGACAUGGCUCGGAUCUACUUCUGUUUGAGUGGCAAGAGUGUUCCAUUGACUGCGGUUGGUGGACCUGCCUCUGGAGUUGGAACGAAAUGGAUCAUUCUGGAUCUGCUGCAGGAGCUGAUGAAUCUUGACAUGUUUCAAAGCCUUGAGCAACACAUCAAGUACAUCAUUGAGACAUCGACGCAAAGCGAUCCGCUUCUGCUCGCCUUUCCUGGCCAAGCUACCGCAGCUACCACAGGUUUUGCAGCUGUGAACAGGAGGCAUUUGCGAGCUCUACACCAUUUGCUUAAAGACCAAGAAGGCAGAGACGCUGAGCACUUUGAUGCGGAGAAGACCAUGGAAGAAGUCUACCGCAUCCUGUCCAAUGAAGUGCCACAAGUGGCGAGCGAGAUAUUUUUGGCUAGCAGAGAUGAGGCUGAGUGGCGCCAGACAUGGCUUUACUUGAUCCUGUUGGCCCAGCUGCGUGUACCUUGCCACCGUGAGAUGACCCUCAUGAACACCCGCUGA
Molecule: messenger RNA, 963 nt
Organism: Symbiodinium sp. CCMP2592
Lineage: Eukaryota; Dinophyceae; Suessiales; Symbiodiniaceae
Source: the annotation of a GenBank genome assembly